GGCGUGGUCGCACGUGCCCGCGCCAUGCACCCACACUCGACAGUUCUUCACGCCCCACCAAAGACAGCCAGUCAGCUAGACAAAGACAUACGUGGGGAAAGUGGCAUCAGAUCUCGACCGUCUGGAGAGGAAGACACCGCACGGAGUCGCUGGCGACCAAGGGAUGCGGUUUGUGCUGACGCAGGCCCAACUGGAGGGGCUGAAGACGCACGUGUACAGGUCGCAGGGCGUCUCGCUGAUCGAGUCCCUGGUUCUGAAGAGGCUAUGGCGAUGGCUGGUCUCUCUACUACCGUCCUCCUUGGCCCCCAACCUCAUCACUUUUGCCGGCUUCGUUAUUGCCAUGGCAACGUCUCUAGCAGUAAUUCUUCCGGAUCUAAACGCAGAGGGAAAGGCUCCUCGGUGGACGUACCUCUGCUGUGCAGCUGGGCUCUUUAUCUACCAGACGUUGGAUGGCAUGGACGGCAUCCAGGCUCGGAGGAUUGGGCUCUCCACUCCCUUGGGAGAGUUCUUUGACCAUGGCCUUGACGCCAUCCUCACCUUCGUGUACGCAGCUGUCGCUGGGUGCUCAGUUGGUAUCAAUGAGGGAUACCCUUUCCUUGGGCUGUUGCUAGGUGUGGCAGUUCUUCUGCUCAACUUCUUUUACCACUGGCAGACAUUUGUCAGUGGAGUGCUGCACUUCAAGACAAUUGACAUAGCAGAGGCCCACUAUGCCCAAAUAUCGGUGCUGUGUUUGUCGGGGUUGCUCGGAACUCACUUCUGGACAAACCUGUUCCCAGGCCUUGCCCUAGAACUGAAGGUAGUGUUGGUGUAUGGGACACUGGUGUUCACAGUUCUCAACCUCCUCCAUGCCUUCUAUAUCAUUCUCACUUGUGGUGUCGGCAAGAACGGUUCCACUGUGGCAGACACUAGUGUCUUGUCUCCAAUCAUAUCGCCCAUCGUCAUAACAACGACUCUUGUCUACCAUGCCUUAUACAGUCCCUCCCAAUUAGUGCACACCCACUACAUUCUCUUCUUCUCUGCGUUUGGUAUCCAGGUGACCAAGAUUACUCUGCUCAUGAUGGUGGCAGGGAUGACCAGAAUACCAUACCCUCUGCUGGACCCCAUCAUGGUGGGACCUGUCCUUCUUUGCCUCAACAUCCACUUCCCUCUCAUCCCUGACCUUCUCCUCAUGUCCUUUGUGGCAUUUGGAAUUUGCCGCUGUGAAAUGUGUGCGCAUGCGCAUGUAAAAAGGGGCGUGUUUUACUACGAUAUAAGUCCGCGUCGUAAACUCAUUGGCACUGGAGUGGGCCGUCAUGAAGAGCUGCUGGUAUUGACUGUAGCUAAGGAGGAAUCGAAGUGUGUUGAGCACCGAGGGUGUGAAGGACCGCCGGCUGCGGGAGAAGUGAGGCGAAAGGAGAGGAGGAUGUCGUGUGCUGCCUCGCGGCAGUUCACGCGGGAGAACGGUGACUACUUGGUGACGGCCAACGAGGUUAUACAUUCUCCGAGGUGCUCCUAUCAGGUGCGGGUACUCGAUGUUCUGGGACGAGGGACAUUUGGCCAGGUGCUGAAAGCCUGGCGAGCAGACACAAGUCAGCUGGUGGCUCUCAAGGUGUUGAAGAACAUUCCAUCCUACACCAAACAAGGCCAGUUGGAAAUAGAUGUCCUAACACGUCUUUCCUGCCAAGCUGCCCACGAGUUCAACAUUGUCCAGGCCUACGAGUCGUUUUCCCACUGUGGCCACAUCUGUAUAUCAUUUGAGCUUUUGGAGAUAAACUUGUAUGACUACCUCAAGCAAAAUAGGUUUCAGCCUCUGGCACUGAAGUACAUCCGACCCAUUGCUCAGCAGGUGCUGUGCUGUCUGCAGAGGCUGCAACAGUUGGGACUGGUUCACUCAGACAUAAAACCUGAGAACAUUAUGCUAGUGGAUCAGGCCAGGUGGCCAUACCGUGUCAAGGUCAUUGACUUUGGCUCCGCGACUUCUGUGUCCGCCGGCAAUGCCACAUCCUAUCUCCAGAGUCGAUACUAUCGAGCUCCCGAGGUGAUCCUCAGCCUUCCCUACACGGAGGCCAUCGACAUGUGGAGUCUGGGCUGUGUUCUAGCUGAACUCUACCUCGGGUGGCCACUCUUCCCUGGUUCCAAUGAGUAUGACCAAAUAUCAUUCAUUGUGAGCACACUGGGACCACCUCCUUCCUGUAUGCUGCGCAAUGUCCGCAAGGCCUGCAAGUUCUUCUCUCUCAAUCACCUUACAUACCAGUGGAUCCUCAAGUCACCCCAGCAACUAAAGGCGGAGUCUGGAAUAGUUUCCAAGGAAACCAGGAAAUACAUUUUCCAUUCACUUUCAGACCUGACAAGGCUCAGUAGUCAUGGAAGCAACAAGCACAAGUCACUAGUAGAGCAACUUGAUUGUCUCCAGUUUGUGUCGUUGCUGGCAAGCAUGCUCACCUUUGACCCUAGCAGAAGGAACUUGCCAUCGCAGGCCUUGCAGUCUCCAUUUGUUACCAUGCAUCAUUUGGCAGCCCACACCUCAGACUCCAGUGUCAGAGACUGGAUCCAGUGUAUGCAUGUCUGUCGCCUCUCGAGAACCACAAACUCGUCCCCACCAACCCCACAGCUGCCUCUCAGAACUCCAUUGAUGCAACCCUCCCCUCUUCUUGCACCGGUUGCUCCUGCCCACCCACUGGUCCUUCCUCCGUCUCUCCUCGCAACACAGCUUGCCUUCCACCCUUCCCAUCCCAUCUCUUACCACCUCUCCCCUCUCACCUACCUUCCUCACCACUACUCCCUCCUGCCACAGAAGAGCUCCCUCACAAGUGAGGACACGGGCUAUGCCUCAGCAGACAGUAGCCCCACUCCGCACCUUCUGCCUGGUGGCGACCACGCGGAUGUUUCCCAUCUCUGUCUCCAUGGCCUGACAACCCAGCAGCCCUCUUUCCCUGCCUUCCUCUCCUCGCAGCAACAGCAACUGUAUUCUCUACACGUUGGGCGACAACACCCUCACACCCUCACCAUACUCCCAGCACCCACCAGUCACCCUCACACACUCACCCCACACCACCCCUUUAGUCGGCUCUGACAGACAGUUCUCAUUGUGUGCUCUAGUUCCAUUGUGUUUUGUGUGCACUGUACAUUGACAAUGCAGCAGAUCACUAUAGCCACUAUUGUGGCAAACAACCUCAUGUAAAAGGUGCAUAAUGAAUGGAACUAAGGGUGCCUGUGUCGUCAGGUGUA
Geodia barretti is the source of this 3207-nucleotide messenger RNA. Lineage: Eukaryota; Metazoa; Porifera; Demospongiae; Tetractinellida; Geodiidae. The record is from the annotation of a GenBank genome assembly.